Messenger RNA from Phytophthora infestans T30-4, 2076 nucleotides. RefSeq lists its product as uncharacterized. The record is from RefSeq and is a predicted model, not a curated record. NCBI's taxonomy places the organism in Eukaryota, Oomycota, Peronosporomycetes, Peronosporales, Peronosporaceae. The transcript has a single exon. The coding region runs from base 1 to 2076 and encodes 691 amino acids.
AUGGACGACGUGGCAAGAGUUCCGCAUCGACUAGAUGUCGAGCCCCCAAGCGACGAUAGAAGUAGACAACACCGAUACAGAGUGCUGGGUGCUUCCCUCCUCAUGGUUCUGUUCAUGACGGCCUACGCGACCAACCCAACAACCUUUAGGUCCAAUGACCACAGUGUCGCCUUCACCCCUAUGGAGACGGAUGAUCCUACAGUUGAGAUGAUAGACUUAGCACCUCCUAACGCUGAGUCCACCUCCCGGUCGGUCAAUCUAGGAAUGGGGUGUCCGGAAUUUCAGCACGCGUUCGACAGCGCGACACCAGGAAGUGCGACUCCAUUCCGGUCGUUUACACUAACAAAAGGCAGCGGAUAUGCCCAUGUGGGGCUUCGCUUUAGUAAACUCUGGAUGCCAAAUGGGGUCUAUGUUGUGCUUCGCGCAGUUGAAGGUUUUGACACCCCGGAUCGAACGUUAAACCUCUCCACAAACUACCCCAGUGGCCGAAACUACGGCAACGUGGUAGCACCUCCAGUUCUCACAAAAGAGUUUCGGAUCGAAUUCUACCGCGACGAAGUCGGCUCCAGUGACAUCGACGAGACGGAUUUCAUUGGAAAUGUCUUCAGUGUAGCCGACAGCGACUCGAAAUGCUUUGGCUUUGUGGUGGAUUCGUACGAUUACGUUCUCAUGAAUGCCAAGGACCCCAUUGUCGCUACCGGUGCGUCGAUCUGCGCUGCGGAUAAUACGAAGAACGCUAUCUGCUACUACGCUGAGAACACUACACGGACGGCGUAUUUGGCUUCACGCUCUGUCGCGCGCCUGAAGAUCCCGAAAGGAUCCGGAGAAUGGGCCAGUUGUACGGGCUGGCUACUUGGUAACCAAGGUCACAUUAUGACCAAUUAUCAUUGUGUCUCCACUGAUGAAAAAGCUAGCGGCACCAGGGUGGAGUUUAUGGCGGAGGACAAGUCUUGUAGCGAUAGUUUCUCGUGCGCAUUGGGCGAAUGUGAAGGUGGUGUGGUGGCUAUAUCGACUGAACUGGUACACGCCAGCAAGGAGCUUGACUACGCGUUGCUGAAGCUACCGACAAGCGGUGUUGAGGCGGCUCAGAGUUAUGGGUAUCUACGGUUAAAGACUCGUUCCGGAGUGGUUGGAGAACAGCUGUACAUCCCUCAGCAUCCGAUGGGCAAGAAUAAACGCAUUGCUGUUGAAGAUGACUACGCUAGCAACGUUGCUUUACUGAGUUUGAGUGCUAGUACUUGUGGGACGGAGGGGUAUUCGUACAGUGGUGAUACGCAGACUGGAUCAUCCGGGUCCCCGGUAAUAUCGUUCUCGGAUCAUGGCGUCGUGGCACUUCAUCAUUGUGGCGAAAUGUGCGCAAAUACUGGGAUUCCCGCGAAAGAUAUUGUCGAUGAUUUGGCUACACAAGGUAUAAAUCUGGCAGAAUUUGACGGUAUCGACGAUGGAUCGAAUAGUUUCGAAAACAUUGAACGAAUCCCAGAGUACAUCCCACCAGUCCACGAAGCAGCGCUGUCUUUAACUCCACGUCUGACGCUUGAUGGGGCCAUUAUCCUGGCUUCGGGCUUCGUUACGAUUGAUAAAGUGGAGUUUACUCUGACAAAAGAUACCAUCGUUUCUUUCGCUGUAGUUUCAGCAGAGAUCGCCGAUGACGACACGUUCGUGGACCUGAAUGGAGACUGCCGGGCGUCGUACCUGGAUUCGGUCAUGUAUCUCUUUCCCAAGGACAGUUCAACAAAUACUUUUUUUGUCGACGACAGCAACGUAAAUGAUUUCAUGGCUGGUGGCUCGGUCAGUUUCCGUGAUCCUCAUAAGACUACAUCACUUAAGAAAGGCUCGUACGUACUUGCUGUUGCUCCUACGGGGUCAAGCUCAGACGAUGCUCUGGCGGGUAAGGCGAAACUCAACGAUGCCCCGGAAAUUUACGCGUGCCGAACGCGUAGUUCGUAUGGCUCUUACAAGCUGAAAAUCUCCAGUACCGAAGGCGAAAACCCUUUUCAGUUUACUAGGCUGCCAGCUACCUUUGGAAUCGAUCCAACGCAGUGCCAAAAGACAGCAGAGGCGAUCUGUUCUGGCUGA